Telopea speciosissima is the source of this 431-nucleotide messenger RNA. RefSeq lists its product as uncharacterized. The transcript is spliced from 3 exons. The record is from RefSeq and is a predicted model, not a curated record. NCBI's taxonomy places the organism in Eukaryota, Viridiplantae, Streptophyta, Magnoliopsida, Proteales, Proteaceae. Bases 83 to 250 code for a protein of 55 amino acids.
UGUUACCAUUUUGGCAUUGGUGAAGAGGAGAAAGUAACACAGAAGAAGGAAGCUAGGGCGAGUGGCAAAAACAGUAACAGAGAUGCCGAGAUUCGAUCCAUGGCCCGUAUUCUUCAAGCGAGAGUGGAGCCGGAACUGGCCUUUCUUGGUCGGUUUCGCCGUCACCGGUACCAUCAUCACCAAGCUUUCUCUUGGUCUCACAGAGGAGGAUGCUAAGAAUUCCCCUUUCGUUCAGAGGCACAAGAGGUGAAUUUCGGGCUCCUGAUGUAGUUCCCAGGUAGUAGUCUUGCAUGGGACGGGUGGUUUGGCUAUUUGUUUCUGAUUUAUGAUCAAAUAACAAUUGCUACAAUGAUCAAGAUCUUUGCUUUUUGGAUUUUAUAUUUUAUGCUGCCCUUUUGACUUGAAUAAAAAGGAUGAACUCUAUUGAUUCU